AUGCGCAUCCAAGCCAUCCUCGUGCCCAUCCUCCUCGUCCUAAUGGACAUCCUCUCCAUCACCACCGCAACCCCAGUCCCCGAGACCGAGAUUGAUAUCAAAACAAGCACCCCGAACGCUGUUCACCUCGCCACAAGCUUCAUCUCGCUCUCCCACGCUCUGUCCUCCCUGCGUCUUACCGAUUGCCCUCUCGACGCCGUGCCAUUCUUCCCCUUCAACCAGACAACCACCACCACCACCAGCGUGACAGCCAGAACCAACACAACCGAACUAACCCCACCCUCCACGCACCUCUCCCUCAGAUUCAUCGCCCUCGGCCGCGGCACCCAGAACUACACCUGCCCUGCCGCCCGCAGUCACCGCAGAAACGAAUCCGCAUCCGCGACCCCCGUGUCCACCGGCGCCGUAGCCACCCUCUACGACGUCUCCUGCCUUGCGCCCACAAAACACUCCCAAACCGGCGGCGGCGGCGGAAUCCUCCUACACACCCUCCCGGCAUUCACCCACGCCCUUCCGCAGGAAGUACUGGCCUUGUAUGCCGUGCAGCUGUCGCGGGCCACCAUCAUCGGACAGCAUUACUUUUCUGCUCCCGCUGCUGCUGGUUCCGGUUCCGCUUCAAUUUCUUCGAGCAUGCCGGUCUUUGACCUUCGAGCGGCGCAGUACGGGCAGCGGGGUGGGAAGUUUGAGGGGAACUGGGUGCAAGCGAAGAAGGUGGAAAGUGUGGCUGCUCCCGGCGGUUCGGAGGAUGUGCCGUGGUUGAAGUUGGUUGGGGAGGGGAAGGAGGGAGGGAUUAAGGAGAUCUAUCGUGUUCAUACGGCUGGCGGGAUGAGUCCGGCGACAUGUGCGGAGCAUGAGGGGGAGUUUGCGGUGGAGUAUGCGGCUGAGUAUUGGUUUUAUGGAUGA
Molecule: messenger RNA, 903 nt
Organism: Aspergillus saccharolyticus JOP 1030-1
Lineage: Eukaryota; Fungi; Ascomycota; Eurotiomycetes; Eurotiales; Aspergillaceae
Product: DUF3455 domain-containing protein
Exons: 2
Coding region: 1-903 (300 amino acids)
Source: RefSeq, a predicted model, not a curated record